Actinia tenebrosa (Australian red waratah sea anemone) is the source of this 2606-nucleotide messenger RNA. Its product is annotated as putative N-acetylated-alpha-linked acidic dipeptidase. Gene Ontology annotation, molecular function: carboxypeptidase activity. The record is from RefSeq and is a predicted model, not a curated record. NCBI's taxonomy places the organism in Eukaryota, Metazoa, Cnidaria, Anthozoa, Actiniaria, Actiniidae.
AUGAUCUGCCUCCUUUCCAACGUUUUUGUGCCCUCUUAUAAGUCCAAAGUAUUUCAGGGUCAAUUAGAAGAAAAGACGUCUAAUGCUCUGGGAUUAGCUGGUUUUGAGAUGUUUCGGUUUUAUUACCAGCAGUUUUUCAUUCUUUACAUUUGCUUUCUGUUUGGAAUACUGCCUACAGGAAAAUGUCAAGGAAGUCAAGCUCAGUUAAUGAAAACGAAAAGUGAAUUCAGAAAAAUGGUGGAUAAAAAUGAGAUAAAGGAAAUUCUAAGACGAACUACAAAACGACCUCAUCUCGCCGCUUCAAAAGGCGAAGAACUGAUUACAAACUACCUCCGGGACACGUGGAAGAGUUACGGAUUCGAGGUUGAGGAGCCUGAGUACGAGGUUGUUCUCUCUUUUCCUCAAGAAGACAAACCAAACAAAGUAUCUAUAAUCAAUAACGUUACCAGAGAAGUAGAUUACGAAAUAGUAGGACAACUAAAUGUAACAGCCGGUCGUGGACACGAUGGAACGAUCUACACCUACACACCAUUUAUCUCAGCAUCUGUUAAUGGUACCGUAGAAGGAGAAUUGGUAUUUGCAGGCUCAGGGCGGAAGUUGGAUAUACAGCACUUGAAAAACAGAGGAAUAUCGAUUAAAGGAAAGAUUGUCCUCAUUUAUGAUAUAUUUGGAGACUGGAUAACGAUCGGCAAUAAAGAAGGAGCAGCUGGAGUAAUUCUUUUUUCAGACCCCAAAUUCUUCGCACAAGAGGGAACUGGAGUAAAUGACACCUUCCCAAACAAGCCAUGGUUACCAGGCGAUGCUGUUCUAACUAGCUCCCCCAUGGAUGGUAGAUAUAUUUUUGGAGAUCCUAGUACUCCACUGUUACCAUCUACUUGUGGAAUGGCGGCUCGUCCUUUAAACAAAAGACGCAAAUACGGCAACUUUCCACUGCAAACCAUCUCCUAUAACCAUGCUCGUUAUUUACUGAGUCGAAUGCAAGGAGAAAAAGCGCCAAAAAACAUGACGGGCAAUUUGAAAGUAGAUUACAGACUUGGGCCAGGUUUAAACACAACCAAUAAGAAUCCAGCUCCAGUAGUCAGACUUGAAGUCAACAAUCAGUACGUUAAGAAGAAGAUACGUAAUGUCAUAGCAACGAUCCCCGGCUCAGAAGAACCUGACCGAUAUGUCCUGAUUGGUAACCAUAAGGAUGCGAUGUCGUUUGGAGGCAGCGACGCUUCGACUGGAACGGCUACAAUGAUGGAAAUAUCGAGAGUCUUUUGGAAACUCAGGCAAAAAGGAUGGAGACCAAGAAGAACAAUAAAGUUGUGUGGCUGGACCGCGGAAGAGUUCGCAUUAAUAGGCUCGACUGAAUGGGUGCAAGAAAACCUCGAAGUUCUGAAAAAGAGAGCAGUAGCUUAUAUAAAUAUCGACCAAGCCAUAAUGGCUACACAUAUCUUAUUCGUAGAGGCAAGCCCAUUAUUAGGCGACGUUAUUCUAAAUAACGCCAAAGAACUUCAAGAUCCAGUCAAUAGUUCAAUUACAUUAUUUGACAGCAUGGUUAACAGCCUACCAAAAUCAAAGGAUUACCCAGGCGAACCACAUAUUUACAACAUGAAAUACCCAACAGAUCAUGCUUCAUUCCUGCAUUUGCUAGGUCUUCCUGUGGCGAAUUUCCUCUAUUUCUUUUUAUACAAAGAUAAACAGAACAUUCAUCCCGUUUAUCACACUCAGUAUGAUACUUUUGAAUAUAUAGAAAAAUUUGGCGAUCCAAACUUUCUUUAUUCCAGAUUAGUGGUGCGGCUUUUAGGGAGUAUAUUACUUGAUCUAUCUGACUCUGAAGUCCUUCCAUUUAAUGUGACGAGAUUCGCAAAAUCGGUGCAAAAUGCCUUCAAAACCCUAAAAAAUUCAACGCAUUCAAAACGAAUAAACGUAAUGCAGAUGGCAUAUCUUGAAAAGGCAGUCAAAUCAUUUGUGGAUAUGACCAAGGCGUUUGAGUUCGCAAAAUCCCGGCUCACGCGUCAGCAGAAAAAUCCUUUGGUUUUGCGCAUGCUCAACGAUCAAAUGUUGGGGUUAGAGAAAAUAUUUCUGAGUCCGAAUGCCAUGAGAGGUUUGCUCGAUAAUCUAAAUGACAGAAUAAUUAAAGAGAUUGUUGUUUCCUACCACAAUAAAGAUAAUAUGUUGUUAAUCAGUGAGAAAUUCAACAAUUUUGACAAGAUCGCAGGCAUGAAGAAUCUCACUCAAUGCGAGAAAGACGAAUAUUUCAAGUUUGAAAUGUCGUUGAUCAUCAAAGCCGUCAGAGAAGCAACGAAUCUGAUGACUUUAUAGAUUACUUUCAGUGUACGGAGUCGGCCGAUGAAUUGCAUUAUUAGGUCUUGUUACUAUUAUGCGUUUCCAACAGUUAUCCGUUUUUGGACGCCAUUUUGAAUGUUUAUGGUUGUUCGUCGGUUGUUCAUUAGUGUUCUUCGAUACACUAAUAAGGAAAACCGCGUAAACAUUCAAAAUGGCAUCGAGAGACCACAGGUUGCCCCGGCUAUUAUCCUGUGACUUAAGAAGACAGUGAUAUUUUUAGAAAUUUUACAAGUUUCUCCUUUAAAAAGGCUUAAUAAAUAUUUAAAAAACCUUCA